This is a messenger RNA of Syngnathus acus (greater pipefish), 1341 nucleotides long. It is a transcript of the gene btc, whose product is annotated as betacellulin, epidermal growth factor family member. The coding region runs from base 177 to 734 and encodes 185 amino acids. Gene Ontology annotation, biological process: epidermal growth factor receptor signaling pathway; positive regulation of cell population proliferation; positive regulation of mitotic nuclear division. The record is from RefSeq and is a predicted model, not a curated record. The transcript is spliced from 5 exons. Lineage: Eukaryota; Metazoa; Chordata; Actinopteri; Syngnathiformes; Syngnathidae.
CGCCCCACACACUAAAACACACACACUCUGGCCUGCUCGGCUUCCAAGGCCACACAUUCCCUAAAUGAAGAACGUCGUGGACCACAGGGGCAGUUUUUUGUCCUUCCUUGGAAUUUAUAAAGUGUGGAUUGAAAUUUCACACAUCCGAUGACUACUUUGGCUCGAGCGAAGACGUCAUGGCCAAAGUCUUUGGACUCUAUGUUGCAAUAUUGACAGUGCUGGCCUUGCAUGAAUGUUCCUUGGCCAGCUGGAACACCACUGACAAAGCCGUCAAUCAAACGGAAGGCCCCUGCCGUCGCCAGGGCAACGGAGACAACUGCACAGCGCCUACUCUGGACACGGGACAGUGGAAUGGACACUUCAGCAAAUGUCCGCAUGAACUUCAUCACUACUGUAUCCAUGGAGAGUGUCGCUACAUUAAAGACCAAAAGACACCGUCCUGCAGGUGUCAGUAUGGUUACAUCGGUUCCAGGUGCGAGUACGUGGACCUGGACGGGCGGAUAGGAGAGAGAAAGCAGAUCAUCAUCAUCUGCGUUAUCGCGGCACUCGUGGUCCUUAUUCUUCUCAUUGUGUUUAUUUUUGUCUGUUCACGUCGCAGAUUUCGAUGUUGCCGGAAGAGGAGUCGGCGGCGGGGGGAACCGAAGAACGGGACGGAGAAACUAAACAUGAUGGCUCCCAAAACGCAUCCGGUAACAUCGGACUCAGGGGAGCCUUUAAACAAUAACGCCGUUUGACAGGAGUGUGCGUUCAUGCCUGUCUGGGAACAGUUCAAGUGUCGUUUUUGAUGGAUGCACAGGAGCUGCUGAAAUCCAGCCCUCUGGCCUUUUCGAAAUGGAAUCCUUCUUGACAGCAAGCCAUCUCUGCACACCAUGGAGGACAUUCAAAUGUGAAGUCUGCAAAGCCUGGGUGGGACAUUGAGAUAGCGAUAACUUAGUUGGAUUUACGAUAAACCCGAGCCAGGGGUGAGCGCUCAAGGGAACAUGCUGGACUAAUUAGGCCGCUAUCGGCCCUUUUAAAAGCCACCAAUUGUGGAUCCCAGCAAAAUCAACACUUUCCAUCAGUUCGUCCAUCAUCCACAGUAACUUGCUGAAUACGCCGUAUUGUAUGAUGUCAUUGCUUAUUUAUCAACAUUAUCAAUGCAAAGUGUCCUUGGCAACCAAUAUGAUGUUUGCCCAUAAUUUAAACUCACUCCUUACUUUUGCUGUAAAUGUUAAGCCUCUCUCUAGUCUGUAUAUGGAAAAUCUUUUUGAAAAGCAUUGGCACAAGUGUUACGCCACAAGCCGCAUUUUUGUUUUUGAUGAUCUGGAAGGACUCGUAAAUGUGAAAAGAUUGCAGGAGGAG